ACAUUUUAUAAAUAAAUAGUUGUCUGACUUCCCUUCCAUUUCUUUCUAGACAAGGAUCAACAAUGGCCAGAGUCCCAGAAUGUCAGGAGGAGAUGAUGGAGUUCUGCAGCAUGAAUGAGGAGAUGCCAUUCUAUGAAGACCAGCUUUGCUUGGCAAAGAAUGCCGCCCAAAUUCUGAGACAGUGUGCUUCCUGCUCCCAAGUUCACUGUGCCUGUGAGAUGGACAUUCAGGUGACGAUCACCAAGAGGGUCCCAACCAAGGGCUUCCGGAAAACUGUGGUGAUUGUGGUUGCUGUUGAGAAGAUGAGGAUGAAGGGGAAAGCCAAGGCGUUCACGGAUGAUGAUUUGCUGAACAUCGUAAACACCAUCUUAGAGCCUGUGCCUUUUGACAAAUCUGAAUUCACUUAUGCAGCAGAUUCCGUUUACCGCUACACCCGAGCCGUCUCCUAUGAUAUCCAAGAUAUUAAGCAGAAGUCACUUGUCCUCAAUGAGCCUGCACAACUGGUGGCUGUCUACCUCCAAGGCUCUAACAUUAAUCAUGCAGUGAAGCUAAAAAUGGCUGUAUAUCGUCCGAAAGGCACUGUAAAGAAUCCGAUUGCACUGGGAAUCAAAGGGAGCAACCUCUGCUUGUCCUGUGUGCCGAAAGAGGGAGCAGAAGGGCAGCCAGAGCUACAGUUGGAGGAAGCAGACAUCCUUCGGCACAUUGACAGAACCAAGCUGGGCCGCUUCAUCUUCAACAGGAUCGAUGGCGAGAACACCACAAGGUUUGAAUCAGCAGCCUUCCCUGGUUGGUUCAUCUGCACCUCCACCCAGCCCAACGAAGCUGUUGGUAUGACUAACCAGCCUGGGCAAGUCGCAAUCGUAGAUUAUGCUCUCACAAACCAAAAGAAUCUGGUUUAA
This is a messenger RNA of Euleptes europaea (tarantolino), 899 nucleotides long. Its product is annotated as interleukin-1 beta-like. Gene Ontology annotation, molecular function: interleukin-1 receptor binding; cytokine activity. The coding region runs from base 63 to 899 and encodes 278 amino acids. The record is from RefSeq and is a predicted model, not a curated record. Gene Ontology annotation, biological process: inflammatory response to antigenic stimulus; cellular response to lipopolysaccharide; cytokine-mediated signaling pathway. The transcript is spliced from 6 exons. Lineage: Eukaryota; Metazoa; Chordata; Lepidosauria; Squamata; Sphaerodactylidae.